Messenger RNA from Verticillium dahliae VdLs.17, 1667 nucleotides. RefSeq lists its product as uncharacterized. Lineage: Eukaryota; Fungi; Ascomycota; Sordariomycetes; Glomerellales; Plectosphaerellaceae. The coding region runs from base 221 to 688 and encodes 155 amino acids. The record is from RefSeq and is a predicted model, not a curated record. The transcript has 2 exons.
GAUCCCGCUUGCAUUUCCUUAGCAUAUAUCGAAUGAACCAAGCCUAUUACGGUGUGCCCAUGACCAGUCAAUAGUCUGCGUUUGAUAUUGAGGCUCUGAUUAGCCUAACUCGCCGGAGGAGCCAUGGUGAACGGGAUUCAACCCAACCGCUCGAACCUCUGCUUUAUCUGCUGACCGGAACAUGUUGCUAUCUAUCACACAGAUGUACUGCAUUGCCGACAUGGUACGAGCCAAGCUGUCCUUAGAGGCAGCCCGACCCGACCCAAACCUCCGACUCAUCAUCGGCCACCUCAACGUGCUUGAGCCCCUGAUGCUCGAACUUUCCGACGCUGAAGUCAAGCACCAGAAGUGCUUUGAUCGUUAUGCAAACGGCGUCACGAAGCCCACCGAAUCUCACACCUUACAGGUCGAUAUUGUCGCAGAGGAGCUCGCGGGGAAGGAUUCGUUCGCUGAUGGCGACCAGUUCAACACCCCCGUGAUCUCAAAACUGCAACAACCCGAUAGCAUACACGAUCUAACGAGGGAUGCUGCACGGCUCGAGCUUAUCCAGACAUCACUGUCUAAUUCUCAGCCAUUGCUAGCCAUCGCCACGCGAAUGUUCGCUGCAGAGGGCAUAAAGCGACAGGUUCGACCACCCAACAACAAGGCCUGGUAUCGAGGAGUCCAACGGGCCUCGUAUCCGGUUUAAUAUUAUAACGUUACUAGGUGAGGCUCUCGAAAGAAAACUCCAAACCGUACUCAGCUUCCACCGCCACUACCAAACCUCCGCCAUCCACGGCAAUCACGUAGCAUGCUUCCUCCUCUCCUGCCGGAGCAACUAAGCAAGCUGAAACGUCUUCUCUGCCAUCUUCGAUGUUAGGCCUAUCUUCGGCUUUCGCGCCUUCCACCUUAUCAUCGAUGACGCUUACACCAUCUUCCGUCCUCAAGAAGCCGCCGCCGCCGCCGCAAGGGUCCGCGCCUUGAUGGAGUACAAGUACAACACAGACGCCAAUCGAACCCAAAACCUGCAAGGCUCGCAGUAGCGUCUCGGACGCAAUGGGCAAAAUCAACCACACGUCUGAAAUAUGUGUUGUGGAAGCUAGAGAGCCCGACGUACGUAGUGCUGAGCUCAUUCCUGGCACGAAGGCCACCUACUUGUGAUGCUCAGACGAGUUCUUGACGCCGCUCGUGUUGCGGAGCCAUGGGCUUUGUUGGAGAGGGGAUGCCAUUGAUGGGGGCGGCGGUAUGGACCUGGCAACGACGAUGCAAACGUGGACCCAGUGGACCCUAUUUUCAGGAGCCUUGGUAAGCGCUGAGACUUAGAGCAGCUUGAUCCUGUCGAAGAUGUACUUGUCGGAGGCAAUCACUGGAUUGAGAGUCAAUGUGUCACUGAAGGAGUGCUUUCAGCUUGCCUUGGACAGAGCAGACGAGCUGCCGCGUGAUCAGUAAUGUGGAGAGAAGGACAAGUUCUAAAGUGCUCACUAAUAUCACAGAGGAGAAGUGUCCGGGGGCUCUUUCGGAAGAGGAGGCAGAAGGCAAUAGACCCUUUGGACCUCACAUUACGUAUUGCGAACUGAAAAAAUGCUUCCAUCCACUGAGCGCAUCACCGUAAAAGUAUAGCUAGUCUGGCCAUCAAGCCAUUAUAUUGCCUUAAAAAGACCGUGGACUUUUGUAGUUGGGCAUUCUUC